Platichthys flesus (European flounder) is the source of this 5601-nucleotide messenger RNA. RefSeq names its product eukaryotic translation initiation factor 2-alpha kinase 3 (gene eif2ak3). Gene Ontology annotation, molecular function: ATP binding; protein kinase activity; protein binding. The transcript has 18 exons. The record is from RefSeq and is a predicted model, not a curated record. Lineage: Eukaryota; Metazoa; Chordata; Actinopteri; Pleuronectiformes; Pleuronectidae. Gene Ontology annotation, biological process: protein phosphorylation. The coding region runs from base 182 to 3517 and encodes 1111 amino acids.
AAAAGAGCAACAUGGAGUCCCGGCGGCUGUUUAUGUUUACCUGACGCGUCUCCUGCUUCUCGGCCGCGGCGCCUCGACUCGUCUCCUCCGGCUCCGUGUGGAAGUCGAACACGUCUCCUCCGCGGGUCCCCGGCAUGUGACGCCCCCCUCCGGCUUCACUGAUGUGCCAGGCUCCUUACAAAUGGAACGGGGGCUUCUCUCUGGACCCGUGAGCGUCUCCCCGCUGCUCCUGCUGCUGCUGCUGCUGCUCUGCCCGCUGCUCCCGCUCGGCAGCUCCCUCCCGCCGCCGCCGGCUGCUCGGGGCUCCGCCGUCCGCUGGGAGCCGCCGCCGACCCCGGCCACGACCCCGGCGGAGCAUGGUGGCAUGGAGCGCGCCUUGGAGAACAUAGGCGGCCCCGGCACCGCCGCGGACGUUGUGGUGGAGGACGAGGACACCGGGUCCACCGGGAACACCGGGGAGGCGGAGGACAGCUACGGGGAAAGUAACGGAAACAUCCCGCCGACCAGGUCUCUUGUGAUCAUCAGUACCCUGGAUGGACGCAUCUCUGCUCUGGACCCUCACAACCAGGGCAGGAAGCAGUGGGAUCUCGAUGCACGGUCCGGGUGCCUGGUGUCAUCCAGCCUCAGCAAACCUGAGGUGUUCGGCAACAAGAUGGUCAUCCCCUCACUGGACGGUGCCUUGUUCCAGUGGAACCGGGACAGGGAGAGUAUGGAGGCAGUGCCUUUCAGCGUGGAGUCCUUGCUGGAGUCGUCCUACCGUAUCGGAGAGGACACGGUUCUGGUCGGGGGGAAAUCCCUCACUACCUAUGGCCUGGGUGCCUACAGCGGCAAGCUUCGGUACAUCUGCUCCACGGUCGGAUGCAGCCAGUCGGGGGGGAAAGAGAUGGAGUCGGAGGAUGUGCUCCUGCUGCAGAGAACCCAGAAGACUGUGCGAGCCAUCAGACCUCGAUCAGGGAUGGAGAAGUGGAACUUUAGUGUCGGGAACUUUGAGCUGAAGCUCCUUCCCGAGACGCAGUCUGGAAUGAACUUCCUGGAGGGGGAGGUGGCGAGUGACGACGGCUGGAGGGAGAGUCAGCGUGUCAUCACAGAUGAACCCAAAGAGAGGGAGCCCACGGAGAACCAGCAGAAUCUGGACCUGGUCAUCAAAGUGUCUGUUCCUGAUUGGAAGGUCAUGGCCUUCAGCACUGGGCCUGAAGGUCAGCUGGUCUGGGAACAUCAGUUCUGCACACCCAUUGCCUCGGCCUGGCUGGUGGGCGGAGGGAAGGUCACACCGAUCAACCUGUUCGACGACACCGCCUACAGCAGCCAGUCAGAAAUCGAUGAGGAGGACGAUGAGGCUGAUCCUGGGAAAGCCACCAGGGGCGCUGCGGAGUCUAGUGUCUACUUAGGGAUGUUCCAGGGACAGCUCUAUCUCCAGUCCUCAGUGAAGAUCUCUGAAAAGUUUCCCUCCAAAGCCAUCGGGCUGGGGACCGAUAUAAUUCCACUACCUACUGUCAAGUGGAAACCUCUAGUCCAUUCCCCGUCCCGCACCCCAGCGCUGGUCGGCUCCGACGAGUUCGACAAGUGUCUGAAUAACGACAAGUUCUCCCAUGAAGAGUACAGCAAUGGAGCCCUGUCCAUCCUUCAGUACCCAUACGAUAACGGCUACUACUUCCCCUAUGGCAAGCGUUACCGGGAGAAGCGUGACAGCUCUAUGAGCCUGAUCAACGGAAACGUGGCCGGGGCCGAGAGCCGCCGGAGGAAGGACCCCGUGCUGCUGCUGCCCUGGUGGAAGGAGAUCAUCGGCACCAUCAUCUUCUGCAUCGUCGCCACCACCUACAUCGUCCGCAAGUUCUUCCACCCGCCGGCCCCCGCGGCCUACGUGAGGCAACGUAAAGAGUCGGAGACCCAGUGCCAGACGGACAGCAAGUUUGACCUGGAGGUUGUGGAGUCCAAGGAGCCGGUGGCCACGGAGAUCCGCUCCAGCGAAUACGUGUCCCGGUAUCUGACGGACUUUGAGCCGGUGCAGUGCCUCGGGCGCGGCGGGUUCGGUGUUGUGUUCGAAGCCCGAAACCAAGUGGACGACUGCAACUACGCUAUCAAACGAAUCCGUCUGCCCAACAGGGAGCUAGCCCGUGAGAAGGUGAUGCGCGAGGUGAAGGCUCUGGCCAAGCUGGAGCAUCCAGGAAUCAUCCGCUACUUCAACGCCUGGCAGGAGAGCCCCCCCGAGGGCUGGCAGGAGGACAUGGACAAGCGGUGGCUGAAAGACGCCAGUACCACCGACUGGCCCAUGAGCUUCCUCGACCACAUGGAGGCGCUGUCAGUCAAAGUGCCAGUGUCCAGCACCGUCUCCCCGGUGUCUGUCCCUGGAGGAGACGUUCUGGAGUCCUCCACUGAUUCCCGCGCCCUCCUCUCCAGCAGCGCCGGUGAAGCCGUGGGUUUCGGCGUUGACAGCGGCGACCUGUCCUUCCUCCCUCUCCUGGGCCACGACAGCCUGAUGUCGGAGAGGGACAGCCAGGCGGACCCCGACGCCUCCGACACCCCCCACUCCUUCGAGCUGUGCCCCCCACGCGGCCCCAGCGACUGCACCUCCUCCUCCUUCGACAUAGUGUUCGAGGACUCGGGCUGCGACCGGGAUGCCGAGGCGGACUCCGGUGACUCUGUGACUUCCGGCGCGACCAGUGCAGGCGUGCUGUCGGACAAGAGCUGCUCGUCUUCCUCGCACACCAGACAACGGGAAUCCGUCCCUCCCUCCUCAUCCUCACCCCCUCGGCCAACCUCACUCACCCUGGCUCUCCCUACAUCUCCUCUAACUCAGCGAGUCCAGCCCUCUCCCAAGGUGUACCUGUACAUCCAGAUGCAGCUCUGUCGGAAGGAGAACCUGAAGGACUGGAUGGCUCAGCGCUGCCUCCCGGACCAGAGGGAGCACAACCAGUGUCUGGAUAUCUUCCUCCAGAUCGCCGAGGCUGUCGACUUCCUGCACAGCAAGGGGCUCAUGCACCGGGACCUCAAGCCCUCCAACAUCUUCUUCACCAUGGACGAUGUGGUGAAGGUGGGAGACUUUGGCCUGGUCACGGCCAUGGAGCAGGAGGAGGAGGAUGACGAAGAGCCCAGCGCCCUGACGCCCGCACCCCUCCUCACCCGCCACACGGGGCAGGUCGGCACCAAGCUCUACAUGAGCCCAGAGCAGCUCUCUGGAAACUCGUACUCUCACAAAGUGGAUAUUUACUCUCUGGGUCUGAUCCUGUUUGAGCUGCUGUAUCCGUUCAGGACGCAGAUGGAGAGAGUGAGGACUCUGACUGAGGUGCGAGCUCUGCGCUUCCCUGACGUCUUCUCCAAAAACAACGUGCAGGAGCUGAGUAUGGUGCGCAGCAUGUUGUCGCUGAGCCCCGGCGAGCGGCCCGAGGCGGCUGACAUCACGGGGACGCCUCUCUUCCAGGAGCUGGAGCCUCCGUUCCGCAUGGCCGUGAGGCAGCGCUCCCGCACCUACAGCGCCUCGUCCAUGGGCCGCCCCUCGCGCCAGUCAUCUUCAAACUGAAGAUCCCACCACGCAAUAUCUAACCCUAUCACACAACACCUCAGGUAUCAAAACCAAGAGGACACUACGAAGGGGCCUUCUGAUGCUUGAUCAUCUUCUCUACUGGUGACUGAUCACUGGUGUGAGCACUAACCAGUGCUCCGGACACUAAAUAUGCCUGAUUUGGGAGACCAAAAAAAAAGACCAUCUUUUUUUGCCUAUGUGUUUUUAUAAUGAGAGAGAACAGAAGAGUUUAUGAGUCCAGCUCCUCAGAUGGGAUUUGCCUUCAGAGAGGGGCCCCGCGGCCCCUGAGUGGAUGAAUGCUGGGCCUCUGGCUCAUGUCGUUUCUGCAUGUAUCUGAUAGAGAAGUGAAGGGGUGAGUGUGAGGUUUGUUUCUAAAGCCAAUACCUUGGACACAGUUUAUCUGUGUGUAAAUUUACACAACGAGGUGCUCAAUCAUUUUCAAACACCUCCUUUUUUUGCUCUCUGUACAUAAUAGAAGGCGACGAACCUGUUUUAUAUCUUCUGCUUUAAUUCCAGAAGAUACAGCCGAUCACUCCUGUACAUACUGUAAGGUGCUGUUGCUUGUAAAUGGCCUUUUUUCAUGAGACCGCUGUAAGACAGUGUGAUACACACUGAGAGCGGGCCCAGAGGAGACGUUAUCGGAAAGAGCCGAAUGUUACGGUGUGACCUCCAAAGACAGAUCACCUCUCGUAGCUGUUUUGAAAUUAAUCUCAGUGUUUCCACCUCCAUGGGAAACCGAGCCGGGGGGGGGGGGGUUGCUGCACUUUGAGCAUCCGAGGAGAAGCGGUGGAACCAGAGUGCCAUUGAAAUAAAACAAAAAUCAGUUAAGUGUACUUUUGAGUAACUGAUUGUGACUCGCCUCACAUUACUGCAAUUUGGCUCCUGUGCUCCAACCUCGUCCAGCUGGUGCUCCCGGUGAAGCACUGAGGUCCGCAGCUCUCACACCAGCCAGGGAAAUAGCAUUUAGCGACAGAAAGUGAGACAGUUUUAUUUUGUUUUUGUUUAUUUUGUCCCCUCUAGUUUGUCUACCGGGGACCUGGACCUGACGUUGGUCAUGUGAUCACUCAUGAGCAUUGUUUCAUGUACAUAAGAAGUGAUGGGAGAGCACAUGACCUUUGUUUGUAACUACACACACUCACACUGCUAAUUGUAACAUGCUUUCAAUGAUUGUAAUUUUCUAAGGAUCUUCUCUUUUCUUUUUUAAGAAAUAAGUGCAGUUUUUUGAUUAUCCUGCAGGUUUUUUGAUCACUGUAAAGUCUUGAUCGGUCUGAGACAGGAAGUCAGACCUGUUGUUUGUCCUUCAGUCCACUCGGCCCAACGAAGACGAGUUCUUCUAGUUGUUAAAGGGUUUCAAACCCGCUGUUCUAUCACCUUGAUAACAGAGGGAGAGGGCUCAGUUCGGUCAUCACGUGUCAGAAAAAUGUGAAAACUCAUCCUGCAUUUUCAGACGUUGCUUUGUGAAGGACAGUAUGAAGAUACUGUCGCUUAAAUCCUGUGUUGAAUCAAUGUUUUUAAAAGAAUUCAGGAAUGAAUUCUGGGUAAAUCUUUCUUUUUCACCAAUUAGCUAAAAAAAUGCUUUUCUUUUUAUUUACAACAGGAAAGAAAGAACUUAAAUCACCUACUGUAGUAAAAACCUUGUUGUCAUAUACUGUUCAACUGAAAUCAGCAUUACUGAAAAUAGUGUAUUAUCGCAGGUUCUAGAGAUGUUGUAGAGAUUUUCCCUCCAACCAGGUGAAUAACAUUAUACAGUAGGUUUUUCUUGCUCUGUUGAAUUAUGUUGCCCCUCCUCCUGUUGUCCGGGUACGUUUUUUACCUGAGGAUUGUUCCGUUGGAAAAACACACAUCCCCUCCUCUCGCUCUCCGUCUGGACGUGUGUCCGUUGCGUGUUCUUGUGCACAAACCCGUUCUCUGUCCACGUUGAACUGUAAAUAUGUUUAUUUGCUUUAUUUAUGUUCCGAUGCCGCGAUCAAUCCCUUGUGGGUUGGUGUUAAUAUGAACGCGCUUCCUGCGACGAAGCGCGUUGGAAUAUGAUGACUUCUUACAAGUCUAAAUUUAAUAAACUGUUCUAUACCGUUUGUACA